Messenger RNA from Aspergillus bombycis, 3600 nucleotides. RefSeq names its product putative RNA helicase-like splicing factor (HRH1). The transcript has 2 exons. Gene Ontology annotation, cellular component: catalytic step 2 spliceosome; intracellular anatomical structure. Bases 1 to 3600 code for a protein of 1199 amino acids. Lineage: Eukaryota; Fungi; Ascomycota; Eurotiomycetes; Eurotiales; Aspergillaceae. Gene Ontology annotation, biological process: spliceosomal complex disassembly; mRNA splicing, via spliceosome. Gene Ontology annotation, molecular function: RNA helicase activity; RNA binding; ATP binding. The record is from RefSeq and is a predicted model, not a curated record.
AUGGAUGACCUCCAGUCUCUGGAGCUCUUUUCGCUCGUUUCGCGAAUCACGAGCGAACUCCAGAACCACUUGGGCAUUAAUGACAAGACAUUAGCGGAGUUCGUGAUUGAUCAGCAUCUGAAAUGCGGUUCGUUUUCGAAAUUCAAGGAGACCCUAGACGAGAUGGGCGCGGAGUUCCCUCAGAGUUUGAUGGAGAGUAUUGACCGUCUAGUGCUCACCAUGCACCCAAAAUACAAGACGAAGAAGACGGAUGGCGCCGACAAAGCAGAAGGGGAUGACGAUAUGGAUGUACUUGAUGCACUCGAAAAAAAGGCGCGCGUAUUCAAAGGUCUAGCUGUUCCGGACAAGGCACCGCAAUGGGCUGAAGACGACUACAUGGAUAGGAAAAAUGCGGACGAAGGUGAUGCCAAGGCCGAUGCAAUGGAUGAUACAUUUGCGAUGCUUGAAGGGCUGGCAGGAAAGGCUCGAGAAGAGAAGGGUCGCACAGCGGUGGAGGACCGGAGUAGCAGGAAACGAAGCAGAAGCCCUGGUUAUGAUGACUACGAUCGUGAACGUCGGCGCAAGGACAAAUAUCGUUCCCGCUCGAGGUCAUAUAGUUCCCGUCAUCGCAAGAGAGAUGACGACGUCGACGAAUUCGGCCGUACGCGAAGCAAGUAUUCCAGCCGGGAUGAACAUCGCGAUGGCCACAGCGAACGGCGGCGGCAGCGGCAUGACAGGAGCCAAGACGACCAUUUUCGGCAACCACCCCCAGUUGAGUUGGAUGACGCCCCGAUACUGUACAAGGUCUACGAUGGACGUGUCACUGGUGUGAAGGAUUUCGGAGCCUUUGUGAAUCUCUUGGGCGUCAAAGGCAAGGUGGAUGGCCUGGUACAUGUCUCUGCGAUGCAAGAAGGAGCGCGAGUAAAUCACCCUUCAGAUCUGGUCUCCAGAGGGCAGCCGGUCAAAGUCAAGGUCACCAGUAUACAAGGAUCUCGCAUUGGACUUUCGAUGAAGGAAGUUGACCAAGUGACUGGGCUUGAUCUUAUCCCACAACGCCGGCUGGCAUCUGGCGCCAAUAUGGAGCGUCUUGACGGGACUUCAGCGAAUGAGCGAUAUGGCAACUUGAGCUCGGAAGUGCCUGUCAUCGAGGAUUCUAAUGGAAAGCCUAUGAAAAACAGAAAGCGCUUAACUUCACCGGAGAGGUGGGAAAUUAGACAGCUGAUUGCAUCCGGUGUUGUGUCAGCGGCUGACUACCCCGAUCUCGACGAGGAAUACCACGCAACACUGACAGGCGAGGGCACCUUUGAGGAGGAAGAAGAUAUCGAUAUCGAAGUCCGAGAUGAAGAGCCGCCCUUUUUGGCUGGUCAAACUAAGAUGUCCCUGGAGUUAUCUCCUAUCAGAGUUGUUAAGGCUCCCGAUGGCUCUAUGAACCGAGCAGCUAUGGCGGGUACAAACUUGGCUAAAGAACGAAGAGAUCUUCGUCAACAAGAGGCCCAGGAUAAGGCUGCGGAGCAAGCUGCAGAGGUUGAUCUUAAUGCACAAUGGCAAGAUCCUAUGGCCGCGCCAGAAGACCGGAAAUUUGCGGCUGAUCUUCGAACGGCCCAACAACCUAAAGCCGAUGACGCUGUGCCUGAAUGGAAAAGAGUUACAAUGGGCAAGAAUCAAUCUCUCGGCAAGCGAACAUCGAUGUCGAUUAAGCAACAACGCGAAAGUCUGCCGGUUUUCAAGUUCCGAAAGCAACUUCUUGAUGCUGUUCGUGACAACCAGUUGUUAAUUGUUGUUGGAGAUACUGGAUCCGGAAAGACCACACAGUUGACACAAUACUUAGCUGAGGCCGGCUAUGGAAAUAAUGGCAUUAUCGGGUGUACCCAACCGAGACGUGUUGCCGCGAUGUCAGUCGCCAAGCGUGUAGCUGAAGAAGUUGGCUGCAAGCUCGGUGCAGAGGUUGGAUACACGAUUCGUUUUGAAGACUGCACCAGCCCGGAGACACGAAUCAAAUACAUGACUGACGGAAUGCUUCAAAGAGAGGUCCUCUUAGACCCAGACUUGAAGAAGUACUCUGUCAUCAUGCUUGAUGAGGCUCACGAGCGGACAAUUGCUACAGACGUCCUAUUCGGUUUGCUAAAAAAGACAAUAAAGCGGAGGCCUGAUCUUCGACUUAUUGUUACAUCAGCUACAUUGGAUGCAGAGAAGUUCUCCGAAUAUUUCAACGGUUGCCCCAUUUUCUCGAUUCCUGGACGUACAUUCCCAGUCGAGAUUAUGUAUUCAAAGGAGCCCGAGUCUGACUACCUGGAUGCGGCUCUAAUAACUGUCAUGCAGAUUCAUUUAACGGAGCCUUCUGGCGAUAUUCUUGUUUUCCUGACGGGACAAGAAGAGAUUGAUACCUCAUGUGAGAUUUUGUACGAGCGAAUGAAAGCGUUGGGUCCUUCUGUACCAGAGCUUGUCAUCCUUCCUGUCUACUCUGCUCUUCCUAGUGAGAUGCAGAGUAGGAUUUUUGAACCUGCGCCACCAGGAGGUAGGAAGGUUAUUAUUGCAACCAAUAUUGCCGAAACAUCCAUUACCAUUGACAACAUCUACUAUGUCAUUGAUCCUGGUUUCGUGAAGCAAAACGCUUACGAUCCAAAACUUGGUAUGGACUCCUUGGUGGUUACCCCUAUCUCGCAAGCGCAGGCCAAGCAACGAGCCGGUCGUGCUGGAAGAACAGGCCCAGGAAAGUGUUUCCGUUUGUAUACUGAAGCAGCCUACCAAUCGGAAAUGUUGCCAACCACAAUUCCCGAGAUCCAGCGUCAAAACCUUUCACAUACUAUUCUCAUGCUUAAAGCUAUGGGUAUUAACGAUUUGCUUCAUUUCGACUUUAUGGAUCCUCCUCCGACAAACACCAUGCUUACUGCUCUAGAGGAGCUUUAUGCUUUGUCUGCACUCGAUGAUGAAGGCCUUUUGACUCGUUUGGGUAGGAAGAUGGCAGACUUCCCUAUGGAACCAGCACUUGCCAAGGUCCUCAUUGCAUCAGUCGACAUGGGGUGUUCCGAGGAAAUUCUCAGCAUCGUUGCCAUGCUCUCUAUCCAGUCGGUCUUUUAUAGACCUAAAGAAAAGCAGCAGCAGGCAGAUCAAAAGAAAGCCAAGUUCCACGAUCCACAAGGCGAUCACUUGACCCUACUCAAUGUAUACAACGGCUGGAAGAAUUCGAAGUUUAACAAUGCUUGGUGUUUCGAGAACUUCAUCCAGGCGCGUCAGAUCCGCCGUGCUCAAGACGUUCGCCAGCAGCUUCUUGGUAUCAUGGACCGGUACCAUCACCGCAUCGUCUCAUGUGGAAGGAACACAACCAAAGUACGUCAAGCACUAUGCACUGGGUUCUUCAGAAAUGCAGCGCGUAAGGACCCCCAGGAAGGAUACAAGACACUUGUUGAGGGAAUACAUGCAUUGCACCACGCUAUUGAGCCCAAAUGGCUGGUCGAGGCAGCCCCGACCUUUUUCAAGGUCGCUCCCACUGACCGCUUGUCGAAGCGUAAGAAGGCUGAGCGUAUCCAACCCCUACACAAUCGCUUUGCGGGCGAGGAUGAUUGGCGUCUAUCUGCACAGAGACGUCAAGGUAGAGGGGGCGGUGGAGGAACUUGGGGUUAG